GCCACUAGCGAACACGUCUUGUUGAACCACCGCUUCUAAAUUCUGUUCACUUGGCCACUUAGACAAACACUAAACUCUCUUUCCCUCAACCGCCCACGGCGACCGGCACUAUUAAUUAAACACCCCUUCCUCUUUCCCCUCCACCUCAGAACCACCACCGUCACUUCCGACCGCCACCUAUCACCACCUCUUUGUUGAUUUCACAAUCACUUCCACCGUUUACAUUUGCGUGGGACUUUUUUUCAUUCAUAUAUGGCGUCAACUGGUCAACCAGCAGCAUCGCUGAAGAAACGUGAUGCUCCAGCCACAAGAGAAGGAGAUCAACUUAUCAUUACCCCGUUAGGUGCUGGCAAUGAAGUGGGUCGAUCUUGUGUUUAUAUGUCAUACAAGGGGAAGACUGUAAUGUUCGACUGUGGUAUUCACCCUGCAUAUUCCGGCAUGGCUGCUUUACCUUACUUUGAUGAGAUUGAUCCUUCAACAAUUGACGUUCUUCUGGUUACACAUUUUCACUUGGAUCAUGCUGCAUCUCUUCCAUAUUUCUUGGAAAAGACAACAUUCAAAGGCAAAGUUUAUAUGACUCAUGCGACUAAAGCUAUCUACAGAUUACUUUUAUCUGAUUAUGUAAAAGUCAGCAAGGUUUCAGUUGAAGAUAUGUUGUUUGAUGAGCAAGAUAUUAUUCGCUCGAUGGACAGAAUUGAGGUUAUUGAUUUUCAUCAAACUUUAGAAGUAAAUGGAAUUCGUUUCUGGUGUUAUACUGCUGGCCACGUCCUUGGUGCAGCCAUGUUCAUGGUGGACAUUGCCGGAGUGAGAGUGCUUUAUACUGGUGACUAUUCCCGUGAAGAAGACAGACAUUUACGUUGUGCUGAGAUUCCCGAGUUCUCUCCCGAUAUAUGUAUAAUCGAAUCCACUUACGGUGUUCAGCUUCAUCAACCUAGACAUGUAAGAGAGAAACGCUUCACUGAUGUAAUCCACUCUACCGUCGCCCAAGGUGGUCGUGUUCUUAUUCCGGCAUUUGCUCUCGGUCGUGCCCAGGAGCUGCUAUUGAUUCUUGACGAGUAUUGGUCGAAUCACCCCGAACUUCACAACAUCCCCAUAUAUUAUGCUUCUCCUCUUGCCAAAAGAUGCAUGGCUGUCUAUCAAACCUACAUAAAUUCUAUGAAUGACAGGAUUCGCACCCAAUUUGCAAACUCAAACCCCUUUGACUUCAAGCAUAUAUCUCCAUUGAAGAGCAUCGAAAAUUUCGAUGAUGUGGGUCCGUCAGUAGUGAUGGCAAGCCCGGGUGGGCUUCAGAGCGGGCUGUCAAGACAGCUUUUUGACAAGUGGUGUACGGAUAAGAAAAACACAUGUGUCAUUCCUGGGUAUGUGGUUGAAGGGACAUUAGCCAAAACCAUCUUAAACGAACCGAAGGAAGUGACCCUCAUGAACGGUCUUGCCGCUCCUCUUAAUAUGCAGGUCCAUUACAUAUCCUUCUCUGCUCAUGCUGAUUUUUCUGAAACAAGUGCUUUCCUUAAAGAGCUUAUGCCUCCCAACAUAAUACUUGUUCAUGGAGAAGCUACUCAAAUGGGAAGGCUAAAGCAGAAUCUGAUCAGCAUGUUUUCUGACCAGAACACCAAAAUUAUGUCCCCUAAAAACUGCCAAUCUGUUGAAAUGUAUUUUAGUUCUGAAAAAAUGGCAAAAACCAUAGGAAGGCUUGCUGAGAAAACCCCAGAAUCUGGUGAAAUUGUGAGUGGUUUAUUGGUGAAGAAAGGUUUCACUUACCAGAUUAUGGCCCCGGAAGAUGUUCACGUAUUUUCUCAGCUAUGCACAGCGAAUGUUAACCAACGGAUUACCAUUCCUCACUCUGGUUCACUUCCUAUUUUGAAGCAUAGACUAAAACAGAUAUACGAGAGCGUUGAAUCUGGGGUUGAUGAAGAUUCUAGUAUUCCAACAUUAAGGGUUCAUGAUUCUGUUACUAUAAAACAGGAGUCAGAAAAGCACGUAUCCUUACAUUGGACAGCGGACCCAAUUAGUGAUAUGGUUUCAGAUUCGAUUGUUGCCAUGGUUCUGAAUAUGAGCAAAGAGAUGCCGAAGGUGGUGGUUGAAACAGAGUCCGAACAAACUGAAGAAGAAAAUCAGAAGAAGAUGGAGAAGGUAACGUAUGCACUUCUGGUAUCGUUGUUUGGAGAUGUGAAGUUAGGUGAAGAUGGAAGGUUGGUGAUUAGUGUUGAUAACAAUGUGGCUUAUCUUGAUAAACAGAGUGGUGAUGUUGAGAGUGAGAAUGAAGGGUUGAAGGAGAGAGUAAGAACAGCAUUUCGACGUAUUCAUAGUGCUGUUAAGCCAAUUCCUCUUCCUACUGCAUAGUCUUCUGACUACUAACUCUUUGAUAUUUAACUCUUAAUGUUGUUCUGGACAGUUUAAAUGUCCACUGUUGUACAUUUCUCUUAUUUUCUUUUCUUUCAAAAUUUCCUUUGUUCCUCUAGCCACCUUUUAUUUGUUUUAUAUGUAUUUAUUUUUAUAAAUGGAAAUCAAAUUAUGAUGUUUUUGGUGAAA
Messenger RNA from Spinacia oleracea (spinach), 2529 nucleotides. RefSeq names its product cleavage and polyadenylation specificity factor subunit 3-I. The transcript has 6 exons. The record is from RefSeq and is a predicted model, not a curated record. The coding region runs from base 253 to 2340 and encodes 695 amino acids. Gene Ontology annotation, molecular function: 5'-3' RNA exonuclease activity; RNA endonuclease activity; RNA binding. Lineage: Eukaryota; Viridiplantae; Streptophyta; Magnoliopsida; Caryophyllales; Amaranthaceae. Gene Ontology annotation, cellular component: mRNA cleavage and polyadenylation specificity factor complex. Gene Ontology annotation, biological process: mRNA 3'-end processing by stem-loop binding and cleavage.